This is a messenger RNA of Mesocestoides corti, 747 nucleotides long. The record is from the annotation of a GenBank genome assembly. Lineage: Eukaryota; Metazoa; Platyhelminthes; Cestoda; Cyclophyllidea; Mesocestoididae.
AUGUUUGUGCCGUCGAGUUUCACAUCCGACAGUGGAGCCCCAUUUCCAGACCCCUUUGAUGAGUUGAUUGCAGCACGUCCCAGUGCCACUUUGCCGGCAGCGCCGCCUGCGAUUGCUGCCACUGCACACUCCCAACCUCCACCGCUGCCACCGCCACCCCAACAGCAGCAGCAACUACCACAACCACAGCCUUCGUUCGCUUCCUUCGCUUUGCCCACUUUUCCGCCGUCGACGGUCUCUCAGCCGCCGCCACCGCUGUCAACAGCAUCGGCGAGCACCGCCUGGCCCGUGCUAUUCCCCCCCUCCGACACAUUUUCCUCGGCGCCGCCGCCAACGAAUUCCGCAUUCGCCACCGCCUCCCCAGCCCCUGUGCCGGCGGACAAGUACGCGGCGCUGGCGGAGCUUGAUAGGAUGGGCAAAGCCGAAGGGAGCCACGAACCUCCGAGGUCUAACGCCGUGCCAGGUUUAGCGUCCGCGUCCUUCGCAUCGUUUAAACCACAGCCCCUAAACCCCUUCACCUCCCCCGGCCCAAAUCCAUUCCAGGCACCGACUGUCGGUGCGCACAAUCCGUUCGCCACCGCGCCUGCUGCUGCUCCCACCAACUCCUUCUCGCUGUUUCAGUCGAACACAGCAAACGGUGGCACCGCCUUCCCUACCGCCUCCUUCAAUCCGUUCAUUGUAAGUGCGAACCCGUCUAACCACGUUGGCUCCCGCUCGUGUUUUCAAUUCACCGCUGCUUUGAUUUAA